GGUUCGCUAUCGCAGUCGAUGAUUGAAAAUAAUGGAGCGCAGAGGACGGGAUGCGGUUUAGCAUCUGGAUAUUUUAAAUAAGGAGUAAAAUGUCUGCGACACUUCUUUCCAGGCGAUCUGUGUCCCUUUCGGACCAAAUGGAGGCGAGGCAGUCGCUUUUGAGGGCUGUGAAGAAAGAGGUGAAGCAGAUUAUGGAAGAAGCUGUGACUCGAAAGUUUGUCCAUGAAGAAAGCAGCAGUAUAACCUCCCUAUGUGGGGCGGUAGAGGCAUGUUUACUUCAUGGACUACGAAAGAGAGCUCUGGGGCUCUUCAAGUUCAGUAACACAACAGCGUUGUUACAGAAGGUAUCCAAGUCCUAUGAGCCUGCCAUGGAAGUGGUUCGCAUUGUGAGCGACAUUGAGCUGAAUAACGAUCCAAACAAGAAGCCUGUAGACUCCAGCAAGAAUCCCACCAAACGCCAAACAUCUUUCUCGUUCAGCCCCAAGUAUUUGUGGAUCCGCAUCGCAAUAUUUGAGAAAAAACUUGCCAAGAUCCUCGACUAUUUAGUACAGAACAACAAUAAAUACUAUGAGUCCUUUGCCCUGAUAUCUGACCCUGUGGAUGGACCCAUCUUAGCCUCACUGCUUGUGGGCCCAUGUGCAUUGGACUACACAAAGAUGAAGACGUCCGACCACUUUUGGACAGACCCUCCGGCAGAUGAAUUAGUGCAGCGCCACCGCAUCCACUCUGGGGGUCAUCACAUGACCUCAGGCGCCGCAUCUCCGGGCUCACCAAAGCAGCGUCCGGGACUUCAGAUGCGCCCACAGAUACCAGUUCGUAGAAACCAGAGUAGUAGUAGUGAGGAAAGUUCUAAAAGUUUCCACAUGUCAGCGCGGGAGUAUGUUGAGUCGCUGCACCAAAACUCCAGGUCAACUCUUCUUUAUGGAAAAAACAAUGUCUUAGUACAAGCUAAGGAGGGAGCUGAGGCACUGCAGGGUUACCUGUCCCUACACCAGACUGUGGAGGGCCUCACCAUUAUGUGGACCCCUAACCAACUGAUGAACGGCUGUUGUGAGCAACCUGAGGACACUGACCGCAGUCAUUUCUGGGACUAUGCUUUGACCAUUUUCCUGGAUGAAAUCGUCUACAUCCACUGUCACCAACAGCCUGACUGUCGAGGCACCAUAGUUCUGGUAGGACAAGAUGGUGUCCAGCGACCACCAAUACAUUUCCCCAAGGGCGGUCACCUGCUUGCAUUCCUCUCGUGUCUGGAGACUGGCCUGCUGCCUCACGGUCAGCUGGACCCCCCUCUGUGGUCACAACGCGGUAAAGGCAAGGUGUUCCCCAAGUUAAAGCGCAAGGGCAGUCGUCUGUCCAACCUGUCUACCAGCAGCAAGGAGGGCAGCACGAGUUCCACAAGCAGCACAGACCUGGAGGAGGAGGCAACAGACUAUGUGUUCCGCAUUGUCAAAGUCUUCAAACCUGACAAUAUACCACCGGAAGUCAUGGACCCUAAAGCCAAAUUCCGCCCUGCGGACCUCUUGCCCUGGGCGCUGACACGGAUUCCUCGUGGUCCAAGCCCGCUGGCCCAGAACACUGUUCAGACUUAUGCUCUCGUGCAGGAAGAGCAAAACAACUCCAUGUUGACCAAAGUGGGCAGUACUACCACCAGGCAGGGGAACACAAUCAAGCAGCUGUGUGACACAAUGAGGAAGCAGAUCAUCUCAAGGGCAUUCUAUGGAUGGUUGGCACACUGUCGACACCUGAAGACUGUCCGUACCCAUCUGUCAGGUCUUGUACUACACCGGAUAUUCCCUAUUGACCAGCCAUAUCACGCAUCCAAGGGUCUCACAGCACUUGUUUGGGAACAAAUGUGCAAAACUGGAACUGUGACUGGGUAUCCAGAGGUGUUUAGACUGGUUUACUAUGGAGGUAUAGAACACAGCAUCAGAAAGCAGGUAUGGCCAUUCAUGUUAGGUCACUACAAGUUUGAUAGCAGCAUUGAAGACCGGGAAUUCCUAGACAAGAAAACCCAGACACUGUACGAGAAAACAAUGUCUGAGUGGUUGGCAAUAGAAGCCAUCAUUCGACAAAGAGAGAAAGAGGUCAUGGCCGCUAACCUUGCAAAAUUGUCCUCGGAAAGCACAGACGGUAACAUCCCUCUAGUGCGAAAAGACUCUAGUCUGGACAAUGACGUUUUCUUGUCACAGAGCUUUGACUCUGAUGAGUUCUCACACCCUGAGACUGUCCCAGAAGAGAGCAGUGCCACUGGGACAACAUGCUGCACACCUGACAGGAAACAGAGCAUGGAUUUACAUUUUGAAGUUAGUGAUAAGUUGACACAGACAGACGCUUGUUCCUUCAUUACGAAGCGUGAAUACCUGACAUCGUACACGACAGACAGUCCAGAUGACGGACUUGGUGACUCAAUAGCCCGGCACAGUUCCCAGGAACGGUUGAAGUCGGACUCCCUGGGGGACUCAGAGAGCACUGACUUGUCGAAACCAGACCGGGAGGGAAGCACAGAGCGUGCAAGACUCAUCAAAAUGUCAGCUGACAGUUCUGGCUUGGAGGAGGACGAAAAUGAGGCUGAUGAUGAAGCAGGUGAUGAUGAUGAUGAUGAUGAAGAUCAAGCUGAGGCUGGAGAGAAUGAACAUGAGGCUAUGGAAGAGGACACGACUCUUGAGGGCACUGACACCACAUGUGGAACUGAGGGUCAGACUGAUGCAGCUGUGGCAGUGAUGCUGGAAGGAGGGGAGACCACUGUUGUAGAUGAGCGUGUUCGACAGUUGUCGACCUCCAAGGAGAGCCUCAUGUCCCCUGCCUCUCCAGCCUCACAUGGAGGAGUUUAUGCACCUGAGCUGCUGGAUAAUGUGGCCCUCAACCUGCAUCGUAUCGACAAGGAUGUGCAGAGGUGUGACCGAAACUACCACUACUUCACGCUUGAGAAUCUCGAAAAACUGAGAAACAUCAUGUGCACAUAUGUGUGGGAACACCUAGAUGUGGGCUAUGUACAGGGGAUGUGUGAUCUGUUGGCUCCACUUCUUGUCAUCCUUGAUGAUGAGGCCAAGACAUACAGCUGUUUCUGUGAAUUGAUGAAGCGUAUGUGCAGUAAUUUCCCCCAUGGUGGCGCUAUGGACACUCACUUUGCAAAUAUGAGGUCCCUUAUACAGAUCUUGGACUCAGAGCUGUUUGAGCACAUGCAUCACCAUGGUGACUACACACACUUCUACUUCUGCUACCGCUGGUUCCUGCUAGACUUCAAGCGAGAGUUUGUGUAUGAUGACAUAUUCCUUGUGUGGGAGACUAUAUGGGCAGCUAGGUACAUCAGCUCGGCCAACUUUGUGCUGUUUAUAGCCUUAGCUCUGGUGGAGUACUACCGCGAAAUCAUCCUUGACAACAACAUGGAUUUCACAGAUAUCAUAAAAUUCUUUAACGAAAUGGCUGAGAGGCAUGAAGCAAGGCAGGUGCUAAAAAUAGCACGGGAACUUAUUCUUCGUCAGCAGACACUCAUAGACAAUAAAUAGACACUGGUUACGUCUCUGUAAUGAGGACAUGAAUGGCUCGUGUGUGAUUCAAGAUUUGUCUAUAUUUAUGAAUAUAACAUAUGUAAUUUAUAUAUAUACAUAUGUAAUUUAUGUUUAUAUAUAUUGAUGGAUUUAGCCGGUCAAAAAAUGGCAAGGGACUUGAAAGGGGACAGGGGGACCUCUGUUGCACAAAAUUGUGGGAUGGUAAACUUUGCACAUUAUAAAAGACUUAAUGUUCCGUUUCCUCUUUAGUAAUUAUAUUCAAUCAUCCAUUCAGUAUAUCGAUCAUAUGAGGUUUGGUCUUCAUCAAAACUACUUUGAUGCUUUUAUAGAGUAUAAUUGCAUGGUAAUCUAUAAAAUGGUCACUAUCCAAAAUGGAAAAGGGAUGUAAAGUAAUAUUGCAUAUUAAUAUAUAAAAUUGUCAAUAGUCAAAAUGCAAAAGGGACAAAAUAUUGUGAGACAUACAUGUAUUUUAAAAUAAAUUGGGCAUAAAAGAGGAAGGGAGGGGAACCCAUUACUAAAGGGAGGGGCAUACGUCCUCCUGACAUUUUAUAUAUAUAGAGAGAGUUACAUAGAAAGUAUUCUGUAAUAUGUAUACUUUGAAAUCUAGUUGGUGUAUAUUUUGGUGUACAAUUUAGUAUAAUUUUUUGUGUGUUUUGCAAAAAUAUGCAUGUUUUACUUCAAAUGAAAUAAAUCACAUUUCUGCAGUUUAAAUAAAGCAGUAUUACAUCAAAAGGAAAAACAGUUCAUGUUAAUAAAUGGUCAUUUUGAAAUCAUUUUAAGACCCUGUUGUCACAAAAAACAGUUGUAUGUGUAUUAGACUUAUAACCACAGAAAAAGCUAAACAUAUUCCAAAUAAAUUCAUAUAAGGCAUGUAAAUAGCUAUGUUCAAUUCACAUCAGUUGCAUAUGUACACAUGUAGCAGUUUACAAUUCCAUAAUUCUGACUAUUUUAGAGCAUUAUAUUCCAUGCCAAAAUAUAAUUGUAUUAUACCUCUUUUCACUUGUCAUUACAUCAUUUUCCCCUAUGAGCAUAUGCUUUUGAUUUUAAUAGCCCAUGAAUGGCUAUUAAUCUUUAACCCUUUACCACUUAGAUACAUAUUUUGACGCAUUUGUAGUCCCUUAGAAAGUUACAUUUAAUUAAAUACCUUUCUUACUAAAUACAAGUUUAAAAGUCUUCAUUUCCAACCUUUGGAUACUGAUGACCAGCAAGCAGCAUAAAACCUGAACAGACUGCGAGUUACUCGCAGGCUGUUCUGGUUUUAUGCAGGUUGCAAUAGCCAUUUUCACUUUGCUUCCUAUGGGGGAAAGGGUUAAACAGUAUCUGCGUUAUGAUUAUUAAAAAUAUAUAUUCACAAAAUUGAAAAAUCUAUUAAUACAUACAUGUUUUCCAGUAUAUUAUGUAUUGAUUACCGUAGUGCUCUGUCCAACAUUUAUAAUAUCUUCGCCAAAAUGAUUACUCACUGUCUGAUUGUGCAAAAAUCGUAUGUUGUAUACAUUUUUAUGAACCUUUUUUAAAUAUAUCAACAGACCCAUUACAUGUAUUCACUUAUGGCUUAAUAUAUGUUCAGGUUUACUAGGCCAGUGUUUCUGUCAUAUUUUUAUGCCCCCUUUCGAAUAAAAGGGGGCAUAUAGUGAUCGGACUGUCUGUCUGUCUGUCUGUCUGUCCGUCUUUCCGUCACACUUUGCGUUUAGGUUUCGAAAAAUGCUCAUAACUUCUAUGUUCCUUGAGAUAUAACCUUCAUAUUUAGUGUGCAUGUGUAUAUGGACAAGGCCUUUCCAUACGCACACAAAAUUUAACCCCUGUGACCUUGACCUUGAACUUAGGGUCCGGGUUUAGGUUUCGAAAUCUGCGUUAAGGUUUAAAAAAAUGCUCAUACCUUCUACAUUUAUGUCCCUUGAGAUAUAACCUUCAUAUUUGGUAUGCAUGUGUAUAUGGACAAGGCCUUUCCAUAUGCACACAAUUUUUUACCCCUGUGACCUUGACUUCGAACUUAGGGUCAGCGUUUUGGUUUUGAAAUCUGCGUUUAGGUUUUGAAAAAUGCUCAUAACUUCUAUGUCCCUUGAGAUAUAAGCUUCAUAUUUGGUAUGCAUGUGUAUAUGGACAAGGCCUUUCAAUAUGCACAAAAAUGUUGACCCCUGUAACUUUGACCUUGAAGUUAGGGUCCGCGUUUAAGUUUCGAAAUCUGCGUUUAGGUUUUGAAAAAUGCUCAUAACUUAUAUGUCCCUUGAGAUAUAACCUUUAUAUUUGGUAUGCAUGUGUAUAUGGACAAGGCCAUUCCAUACGCACAACAUUUUUUACCCCUGUGACCUUGACCUUGAACUUGGGGUCCGCAUUUAGGUUGCAAAAUCUGCGUUUAGGUUUCGAAAAAUGCUCAUAACUUCUAUGUCCCUUGAGAUAUAACCUUCAUAUUUGGUAUGCAUGUGUAUAUGGACAAGGCUUUUCCAUACGCACACAAAUUUUGACCCCUGUGACCUUGACCUUGAACUUAGGGUCAGCGUUUAGGUUUUGAAAUCUGCGUUUAGGUUUUGAAAAAUACUCAUAACUUCUAUGUCCCUUGAGAUAUAACCUUCAUAUUUGGUAUGAAUGUGUAUAUGGACAAGGCCUUUCCAUACGCACACAAAUUUUGACCCCUGUGACCUUGACCUUGAACUUAGGGUCCGCGUUUAGGUUUCGAAAUCUGCGUUUUGGUUUUGAAAAAAGCUCAUAACUUCUAUCAAGCGUUUAUAGGGGGCAUAAGUCAUCCUAUGGUGACAGCUCUUGUUUUGUUUUCUUGAAUGUUUUUUCUUCAGAGUAUGUACAAUAUUGUACACAUUAUCAGAGUUCAAUACUAGAAAAUAGUAGAAAUGUCUCCACUGCGUAAAGUGCUCUCAAACAUUUAGUAUUAAGACAUAGAUUGGAAUUGUGUGUUGUGAUCCAAUAUAUUCAUUAUUUGUUUUUACAAUAGGUCUAUUAUUGUCUAGUCAGAGAAUGUCAUAUUAAUAUUUGCGUUUCAAUUGAUAAUAAUAUAGCUUUAGUCAAAGACCUAUAGACAACAUGUUAUCUAUAGGUCUUUGCUUUAGUAUACUGGCUAAAAUUACUGCAUUAAUAUCUUUUAAAUUGUAUUCUGUUAAAACACCCUUAAUUAUAAAAAAGUAUUUCUUAAUUAUUUUCAGAUGUUUUUACAUGUUACAUUUUUGGUAAGAUUUUUUAUACAUUCAUGAAGAUUUGUUGUCUUUUUAUAUUUUUAGUUUUCUUCUUAAUGCGUUAAUACUUUUAUUUUUGAAACAUUAAAUGUACAUCAGUCUUGUUAACCAGAUAUUCAUAUAUUUAAAAAGAUCUAUAGGAGCUGUAGUAUAUUAUAAAAAAAAUUAAUCUCAAAUGUUAAGUUAUUUGUGUUAUAAUUUGUUCAAAUGAAUGUAUUUGCAUUUAUCAUUUUUUAUGAUAUUAAAUGGGAACAAAGACUGAAAAUCAAAUUAGUUUGGUACAGUUUAAUGAACGAUAUUGCCAGAAUUUUCUAAUAAAAUGAUUUUUGGACCCGCCGACUCCAAAUUUUGAAGAAACCAAAAAAAAAAAAAAAAACUUUUUUUUUUCGGAUGCCAAAAGGUGGCUUUUAAACACGAAACCUUUGCCGGGUUUUAGAAAAAGUUCAAGUAUGCAUAUUUUAUCACCCAUCUUUUUUUCUUUUUUUUUCCGUCCUCCUACCGGACACUUUUAGAAAAAAAAUCGGAAUAUCAUUUUAAUAAUUUUUUUUUGCCUAAUCUAUUUGUAUUGUUUAUUCAUUGAUCAACAUUUUAGAUGACCAGAAUAUAUUUUUUUAUUCCAGGCUUUACUUCAAAUGAUUUUUAAAUUACUUAAGAAUGUUUGUUCCGAAACAUUCAUACGUGUCUUUUUCCGCAAAACUUAUAAGAAAAUUGCAGUUUGAUUUUUUAGAAUUUCCAGCUGUUAUUACAAAGCAAAUCUUCCGAAGAAACAUUAAAACACAUUUCUUCAUAUGUACCAAUCUCUACGCAGAGUUGUCGUUCCUUGCUCUCACAUACAAUCUCUGCAAUCACAAGAACAUUCCUACCAGAUUUGGUAGAAUUUCAUUUUUACAGUUUAAGUAUUUUAUUAUGAAAAGUAGUAUCAUUUCUUUUAUAUUUUGAAAAAAGUGUAUACAUUUAAGUUCAUCAUAAAAAUAUUAAUUAUCUAAAUUAAAAAAAGUAAAAAUAACAAAGGUAAAAUUAUUGUUCCACGUGGCUAUGCUAUCAUCACGUGGUUGGUUUUGAAGGCAGGGAUUUGAUCAAGCUAUGCUGGUUCCAGUCAAAUCUCUGUGCGGAGCUUGCAUAUGUACCUGUCAGCAAGAGCUUUAAAAGAAUUGACGUUCAAAUCUGAAGAGUGUGUAAUGUAGAGCACGUACAUCUUUGAAAAUGUUUAGAUGUAAUACAAAUUAAUGAUUGAAUAACACUAAAAUCAUGAUGUAUGGUCAUCACCCUUUUGGGCAUCAGACCCUCCCAUGAUGUCAUGUGUAUUCAUGAUGAACUGUUUUGAACUCCUGAUAAUAUAAUUUAUAACUCACAUUCUAUGAUAUAGAAAUUUAACAUUAUUAUACACUUCUGUCAAGGUUAGAAACCUAAAUGAAAGUGAUUAUUAUCCUAAUAUUGUUUAUCGUGACAUCUGAUAUUGUUUAUUCGAACCAUUUGGUUGUUUAUUCCAAUUUCAUAUACUGAUACAAAGAGGCAUAUAGCAAUUUGACUGUCUGUGUUUCCAUCUUUUUAACUGACAGCUUGUAUAAGCUUAACCUGGAAUACCAAGGUUUUUCUAUCAACCAUAACAAUUAUUACCUUUUUUGGACUUGAUUCAGAAGGUUGAAAUUUUUGGUUUACCCCAAAUGAUUUGCUUUGGUAAACACAAAUACAGCUUGCUAAAAAGCUAAAAACUAUCAACAUACCCACAUCACUUGACCUCAGUUUGACCUUGUCAUUAACCUACUUUUGAACUUUGACCUAUCUUUUUUUACAAAAUUGACUGUUCACUUUAUAUAAAUACUACUACUCAAAAGCUAUGACCCUUCCUUCACUAAGCAGGCUCACAGAACCUGACCUUUUAAUCUUUAAAUAAACCAUUUUGCACUUAGACUUAAAAGUUCAAGGCCGGCUUCGUCUGUAGGCAUUUGUCAACAUGAAUAUGUGAUAUGUUUUGUUAUUAUAAAUACACAUUUUUAAGCUAUAUUUAUUUUUAACAAUAAUAUCAUAUACCUGUCAAAAUAACUGAGUGAAACAAUAUUUAUUUAUUUAUGUAAUUUAUGUUUUUCUAGUAUAAGGACCAAGGUAUAAGCAAAAGUGUUAUCUGUUCUAGCUUUUGUUUCACCAAUCAUUAAUUAAUAAAUGAUUAUCUUGUGUCCAGUUCAUUUAUUGUUACAUGUAUAUAUAUUUAUUGUUUUAAGUUGUUGUUUGUUAAGAAUAAACUCGUAUCUCAUG
Messenger RNA from Dreissena polymorpha, 8944 nucleotides. Its product is annotated as small G protein signaling modulator 1-like. NCBI's taxonomy places the organism in Eukaryota, Metazoa, Mollusca, Bivalvia, Myida, Dreissenidae. The coding region runs from base 90 to 3506 and encodes 1138 amino acids. Gene Ontology annotation, molecular function: GTPase activator activity. The record is from RefSeq and is a predicted model, not a curated record. The transcript is spliced from 24 exons. Gene Ontology annotation, biological process: activation of GTPase activity.